Messenger RNA from Ctenocephalides felis (cat flea), 2594 nucleotides. RefSeq names its product ribonucleases P/MRP protein subunit POP1-like. Gene Ontology annotation, biological process: tRNA 5'-leader removal. The record is from RefSeq and is a predicted model, not a curated record. Gene Ontology annotation, cellular component: ribonuclease MRP complex; nucleolar ribonuclease P complex. NCBI's taxonomy places the organism in Eukaryota, Metazoa, Arthropoda, Insecta, Siphonaptera, Pulicidae. Bases 219 to 2594 code for a protein of 791 amino acids. The transcript is spliced from 3 exons.
GACAGUUGUUAAAAUAGGUUAAAGAAAAUUAUUAACUCAUGUUAAGUUUAAAUGAAAUGUGAUUUGUUAUUUAAUUGACGUUGUUAAAUGUUUUGUUACAUAGUUAUAUAACAUUAAGACAUUUAUAAGAAAUAAGUGUAUUUUGAUCAUUAAGGCAUUAGAAGGGCAUAAAGAUUUGGCAAUUUGUUGAUAUUCAAAUAACACAAAGUAUUUACAAAAUGGAAAUAAAAGACAGCCCGGUUUGCCAAUCAGUACCAAUGGAAAUUUCAGAAAACAUGAGUUUUCUUGCUUUUGCUACUCAAAGGCAAAAAGAAAUAAUAGCGAUGGAAAAUUCAAUAUCGAAUCCAUCUACAACAAAGCUUAUUUUUCAAAAACUGCCACCUCAAAUGCGCCGCAGAGUAAUGAGUCAUAAUUCUAAAAGAUUGCCAAUUAGAUUACGAGAAGGUCACAUGAACCAAUUAGCUAAGAGUGGAUUACCACCGCCAAGUAAAAGACCUUCAAGAUGCUACAGACGCAGACCAAAAAAUCUUGUUCUAGAAUAUAGAAGGCGACAGAAAACUAAGCAAUGGUUAGAGACACAUAUUUGGCAUGCCAAAAGAUUCCACAUGGUAGAAAGAUGGGGCUUUAAGCUUCCUGAAACUUCAUGUGAUAAAUCAUUCAGAGCUGCUUUUCGUGCCACAAAUGCUCAUUGUUUACUACAAGAUAUAUCUUAUUAUACGUGCUUUGAAUUGUUUGGUCAAAGAGAUUAUUUACUAUCUAAAUUAAAAACUAUAACAAAUUCAAAUUUUGGUUUAACUUUUGGUGCCAAAGCAUUUGCAAAGGGUAAUAGAGAAGGGUGUGUUGAAAUCGUACAUAAUGAACAUCCAUAUAAAGCUAUUGGUAAAGUUCAGUUUAUGUGGAAUCCAAUUUCUGAUGGUUGUCCACAAAAGUUAUGGAUUUUUGCUCAUCCCUCAUUUUCUAGUGAACUUUCAGAACUGAUUUUAAAAUUAUUCAAUCUAACUAUAGUCCAAAAUAUUAAUGAAAAUAUAAUUGAUACUGAGUAUUGUCACAACGAUGGUACUAGAUUAACAAUAAUUAGAGCUUUAAAUAGAUUUACUUUAACAGGCCCUUUAUCUAAUGCUGUUUUAAAAGAUACACUCCAGGAAAUUGGAAAUCCAUUAGAACACUGCAUUAAGAAUAAUUGGGCUAAUGAAUAUUUUAAUGACAAUGAAACAACUGAAAUUUGUGAAAAGCAAACUCUAAUUUGGAAUUCUAUAAAAGAAGUUUCCACACCUUCUGAAUUAGGUUCUCACAUGGUUUUAGGAUUGAUUAUUCUAGAUCCACGAACUCUAGACCGCACAAAACGAACAAAAGCUACUCCUGGUAGUAAUACUAUUGAUGAAUUUGAAAUACCAACUGAUUUAUGUGAAAGCCCGCUUUGGGAUUCUCGAAUAAGAGAAAGGAUUAAAAAUGAUAUGAUGUCUAAUGGGGAAAUAUGUAAAAUGAAAAGCAAGUUAAAUUUAGUUCCAGGAGAAAAUGGGGUAGUUGGUAAACACUUGCAAACUAUACCAAUAAUACUUAUUCAAAAACCAAGUAUUACAUGUUCUAAGCUAGGAUAUGGAUCAGGUUGGGACAUAAUAGUUCCACCGAAUUAUGCAAUGCCUUUAUGGAUUUCACUUAUUAAUCAUGGAGCAAGAGUUGGUGGAUUACGAGAGAGUAGAAGCAUAUGUUUUGAAUCACAGCAACACUAUUUAUUUCCUGAUACUGAAGCGGGUAAAAAUGAAGCCGAAAGGAUAAGUGCAGAGCUAAGAAAAAAGUAUUUCAGAUUACCACCUUCUAAAAGAGUUAAUUAUGUAAAAAUUGGUAUCAAUAGUCCCUUCAAAUGCCAUUGGGAUUUACUUAUUAAUGAAUGGGCCGGGAUAGAACAUGAAUACUUCCAAGUUUUGAGGGAUAAGCAGUUGUUAAAUGAUUUACAGAUGUUUCUUGAAAAAAAAUUUUCAAUUAAAAAUCUAGAUGCUAACUCAAAUUUUUUAAUACCAGUUCAUUUAACAAUGGUUAAAAAAGGAUUAUGCAAAGAUUUUUCAAUAAUUUGCCUUCCCAAAAUUAGUGAUUUGAAACUAUAUAAGCUAAAAGAAUAUGGGAAAAUACCAAUUGAAAAAGUACAUUUAGAUGAAAACAGGGACAAAAGACGUCUGGAACGACGUUUGCAUUUAGCAAUGUUGAAAAAAUUAAAACGAAAACGACUGUUGAUUAGGAAAUCAAUUCAGGAGAAUUAUAAUGGAGAUUUGAAGGAUUAUGGAAAGUUGUUACAAAAACAAACUGAAUGUAAAACAAAAUUCAGCAGCGAGUCUUUAGUUAAAACACAAUUAGAAAAAAUGAAAGAAUUGUGGUUACCAGAAAAAAUAUCCACUGUUCGAAAUCAGUGUUCUAGAGAAGUCAUGGGGUAUGUCACACAAGGUGGUUUUAGUUUUACUCAGCAUGCUGGCUUGUGUUUAGGGUUUGUUACAUUAAGAUCUUUGAUUCAAUUGCGUUCUUUAUUUAGUAAUAAUAUAGUUUUAGUUAGAAAUACAACAUCUAGGAAAUAUUCAUUUGCAUCUAUUAAUGUUAUCACAUGA